UCACCUGGUUCUGAAUGCUUUGAGAGAGUCAGUGCUGGCCUUCAAGAACUCCAAAAGCAACUCCAGCUCCUGAAGAUGGAGUCGGAAUCAUAUGCUGACGUUCCUAUGCUUGUCUCAACUGAUGAAGACGCGGGGCAAGGAUCAAUUAUAUUCACCCAAGAGAAGGAGAUUAUAAAUGAGAGCUGGGAAUCUUACUACUUAGUUGACGUUCUUAUUGACUCCGGUUUUAAUGAAACUGAUCCUGACAUGUUCAUGACAACUUGUCACUCUCCAGAAUGCCCUUUGGGUCCUUGGGUAUUCGACACCCUUGAGAAGACGUAUGGUGAUGAGACAACUGGGCCGAGGUCUGAACGGAGGCUACUGUUUGAUCGUAUAAAUUCGGCACUCUUGGAGAUUUAUCAGAUGUUCAUGAAACCUUGCGUGUGGGCGAAGCCAGUGACACGCAUAACUGGUUCAAACUGGUCGAGACAUGGGCUCAUAGGGGAACUGCAUAAAUUGCUUGCAAACCAAGAAAAGAGAGCAAACUACGACAUAUCCGAAAAAGUGCUGGAUAGGGAGAUGCAAUGGUCAGAUUUUGGAGAGGAUAUUGAGGUGAUUGGCAAGGAAAUAGAGAAAUUAUUGAUAAAUGACCUAAUCACAGAGUUUAUAAGUAUGUAGAAAAACUCUAAUUGAGAAAGUAGCUAGCUACAUAGAGAUGAAAUGAUGGAAGGCUUGGUUUAGAAUGAAUAAACAUAAGUUCCCUGUUCUACAUUAUUAAUAGUAUAAUCCUGUUAUGCUGAACAGAACAGUGGAGGAGCCACCAUCGGCUUAGAGAAGACGCAUGCCUACCCUCAAAAUUUUAUUUUUUG
This is a messenger RNA of Ilex paraguariensis (yerba mate), 848 nucleotides long. Lineage: Eukaryota; Viridiplantae; Streptophyta; Magnoliopsida; Aquifoliales; Aquifoliaceae. The record is from the annotation of a GenBank genome assembly.